Molecule: messenger RNA, 1380 nt
Organism: Botrytis cinerea B05.10
Lineage: Eukaryota; Fungi; Ascomycota; Leotiomycetes; Helotiales; Sclerotiniaceae
Gene: Bcrts2
Product: Bcrts2
Exons: 2
Coding region: 192-1223 (343 amino acids)
Biological process (GO): DNA damage response; DNA replication
Cellular component (GO): nucleus
Molecular function (GO): double-stranded DNA binding
Source: RefSeq, a predicted model, not a curated record
GAACUUCUACAUCAAUUUCUACAACAUAACGUCCAUGGUCCGGGACUCACGAUUACUCUAUCAAAUUCUUCGGGUUGCUUUGCUAUAAGAUAUUGAGGACAUCUUGAUCCAAACUUCGCAAUAUCAUAAAAGUUCAACUUGGUUUCGAACUUGCAAAACGCGCAAAUCUUCCAAAUCCUCAAGUCUACAAGAUGCCAAAAGCAGAAGUUGGAUCAACGAAAUUUUUAAACAACAAGUUAAAGUCCAAAGGACUUCAGCGAUUACGAUGGUACUGCCAAGCUUGCGAAAGACAAAUGCGCGAUGAAAAUGGCUUCAAAAUGCAUGUACAAUCUGAGUCGCAUGUUCGACAAAUUCUUCUAAUCGGCGAAGAUCCUAAGAAAUAUAUCAACGAUUUUAGUAAUCAAUUCCAGCGUGACUUUCUACAAUUGCUACGAACAUCUCAUGGCGAAAAGCAAGUCAAUUUGAAUCAUUUCUACCAGGAAUACAUCAGCAACAAGGAGCAUAUUCAUAUGAAUUCAACGAAGUGGCCAUCCUUGACAGAGUUUGCCAAAUUUCUGGGAAGAGAAAGCUUAUGUCGAGUAGAGGAAGCAGAUAAAGGUAUACAAGUAGCAUGGAUUGACAACUCACCCGAAGCGUUAAGACGGCAAGAUGCGAUUAGAAAGAAAGAGAGACAGGAUAAGGGUGAUGAGGAGCGGGAGCAAUUGCUUAUCAGAGAGCAGGUACGUCGAGCAAAGCAAGAUGCCGAAGCUCGUGGAGAAUCAGAGAUGGAUGAGCAAGAACGAGGCCUUAAAAGAGAGGAAGGGGAGAAAAUAAAGCUUAGCUUCGGUGCUAAGUCUGCCGUUUCAAACUCUGAAAGCAAAACUAUUGAGCCAGAGGAGAGCAAGACACCGGCUGGUGAUGCGCCUUCUCUUGAAACUGCAAAAGAUGAGGACAAACUCUCUGAGAUACCGGCCACUGGCGAUGAUAGAACCACAGAGUCUACAAAUCCGGAGGCAGCGCCACCAGCACCAGCCAAAGUUUCCUUAAAGAUGGGAUUCCAGAGCAAACCAAAGAACGUUUUUGCAGCGGCCAAAAAGAAUGCUCUAGGGGGUAAGAAGGCCCCAGCAUUUGAGCCGCCGAAAAAGAUGAGCGAAGCAGAGCGUAUUAUGAAGGAAGAAAUUGAGCGCAAGAGAAGCAGGGAGCAAACAAAUGGAGGACCAUCCCAUAAACGACCACGAUUUUAGUUACCUAGCGAUCAUGAGGGUUUCGGCAUUGCACGGAGUUACAUUUAAAGGUACUUUACGAUGGAAGGAAUAUGGCGUUAUACUUGAUACCACAUGCAUCUGUAGAGGAGCCAAUGCAGGACGUUCUUAUUUUUCAAGAAAUUCCUGUUAGCCUUCA